This is a messenger RNA of Cladophialophora psammophila CBS 110553, 432 nucleotides long. RefSeq lists its product as uncharacterized. The transcript has 2 exons. The record is from RefSeq and is a predicted model, not a curated record. The coding region runs from base 1 to 432 and encodes 143 amino acids. Lineage: Eukaryota; Fungi; Ascomycota; Eurotiomycetes; Chaetothyriales; Herpotrichiellaceae.
AUGGCUACUUACAUCUGUUCUUCAACAACUUCUUCAGGGAAGAAGUCAGCGUGGGUCCUGUACUUCCAAGAGGGUAGUAAGAAGCCGUCCAUGAUCUUCCAAGCGAUAAAACCAGGGACUAACAGACCCAUCAAUGGCAGCAAUUUUACAGGUUGCCUCUUCGAAUGCGACAUGUCCUCGGGCUCUCCAGAGGGUGACCUGAACCUUGACUGGAUGAUCGAUCUGAAGAAAGACCCGGACCCUGAUACACAGGUCGGAUGGGCCACACGAGUCAAACCAAGCGUUGGACCGGCAGACACUUGGAAAAUGGUGAGAGUCGUGGCCUCUGACGACAAAGUAAUCUAUAUCGCGGACGGCACCAAAUACGCGAACACGUAUGUUGUGCAAAGCCGUGGGGUCCUAAGCGUGGAGCACUUGAGGGCAAAUUUGUAG